This is a messenger RNA of Osmia bicornis bicornis, 3627 nucleotides long. It is a transcript of the gene Strip, whose product is annotated as striatin-interacting protein 1. The coding region runs from base 25 to 2484 and encodes 819 amino acids. NCBI's taxonomy places the organism in Eukaryota, Metazoa, Arthropoda, Insecta, Hymenoptera, Megachilidae. Gene Ontology annotation, biological process: cytoskeleton organization. Gene Ontology annotation, cellular component: cytosol. The transcript has 11 exons. The record is from RefSeq and is a predicted model, not a curated record.
UGCAUUUUCAAUCACUAUUAGAAAAUGCGUGACGUAGCGAUGGAUGCGAAUGGGAAUGGGAAGCGUAAUCUUCCCCGAGUAGUUCUACAUCAACGAAUAAUGAGUACCGAUGAAACACCUAAAACCACAGAUUUGGACUUUGUUUAUGAUGAUGCGGAUACGCAUGCCAAUGAAAUUGCUGAAUUAUACAGCUACAAUGAACAGUGUGAAUUACAUGUUAAUCUUACAGCAUUCGAAGAACAAAUGGAAUCUUAUAAAUUGCGACCCUGGUGGCAAAAUAUGACAGAAGCUCAACAGAGAUCUGUGAUUUCCAAAUUGUUAGACCAAUUAGAAGUUUCUAAUAAACAGUUGAGAAUGAAAGCAGCUAGGUGUAUCUUGUAUUUAGCUCAAGGUUGUUGGGCUGGAGUACAGUCUGACAAAGAACAACAAGAAUGGACUAGAAUCAAUGUAAUGUUACUGUAUGAAGCUGGAGUAUUUCCAGCAUUUGUUGAACUUCUUAAUAUGGAAAUUGCGAAUAGUAGCAGAGCUGCCCCUGCAAUGAGAAAAAUAUCAGUUAGUCUUGAUGAUUCUGUUGAUUUAAGGGUAAUUCUGUCCGUUUUAUAUAUCAUAACCGAGGUAAUGAGAGAAGAAAUGAAAGAUUUAGAGAACAGUAUUUACAAAGAUAACAUUGAAUCUUUUAAAGAAGAUCUAAUACAUCCGUAUGGAGAGGAAUUGCUUAUAGUUAAGCUUCUCGGUAUGGUAACGUACCAUUGCAGUGGAUCGGCUCCACAUUUUCCUAUGAAAAAGGUUCUUCUACUCCUGUGGAAGUUAAUCUUAGUGUCCUUGGGUGGUAUUGAUACACUAAGAGAAUUGAAAAAACAAUACCGCGAGGAAGCCGGUCUUGAUACUCAGCAAGAAGAUACUUUAGAAGUUGCCAAGACCAUGAGAGCUAGCUCUCCUCCAGUUAGUGCUGCAGAUUUAAUAGAAACACAAAAUCAGAAAAAAAGUAAUCGAUCUUAUCGACGAUGUCUAAUGAAACAGAGUUCAUUGGAUGAACCAGGUUUAGGAAUGGAAUACGAAGGUGGAGAACUAGGAAAUAAUACCGGAAAUAAUGAAAGCGAAGGAGAAAUGAAUGUACUUAUGAAUCAGACUGGUUGGAAUCAAAAUUACUGUGAGGAACAAAAUAAUCAGCUACAAAUAAGGCCUAGUACUCCACAGCUCACCAAAGGAAAAAGUUUACCGUGGACGCCAAAAGUUAGACAAAAGGAUGUGGACACUUUUCUUGAAGUAACAAGAUUAAAGUUUGUUGGGUACAAUUUAGAAGGAGAUAGAGAAAGUUUGGCAGGAUUGCCUCAACCAAUCCACGAAGGUGUCAACACACUUAAAAAACAUAUGUACACAUCUUUAGCUGAAGUUCAAAUACAGAAAGAAGAGCAAAUGCUUAGAAACCCUAUAACUACUCCAAGGUUUCCGAUUCGUCAGACACCGACAGAAAUCGUUUAUCAUGCUAUAUUGCCGUUUGUCCCGCAGUAUAUGAUUGCAUUAUUAAAGAUUUUGUUAGCAACUGCACCAGCCAGUAAAGCUAAAACAGACACUACCAAUAUCAUGGCUGAUGUUCUGCCAGGACAAAUGCCCAUGACAGUAUUACAAUCAAUGAAACUCAGUAUCGAUGUAAAUAGGCAUAAGGAAAUAAUCGCUAAAGCUGUUUCUGCAAUUCUACUUCUUUUGUUGAAACACUUCAAGCUGAAUCAUAUAUAUCAAUUUGAAUUCAUGUCACAGCAUUUAGUAUUCGCUAAUUGCAUACCGCUCGUUUUAAAAUUUUUAAAUCAGAAUAUUCUAGCUUACAUUGAAGCUAAAAAUGUUAUUCCUAUACUAGAUUUCCCCAUGUGUGUUAUCGGUGAUCAGCCCGAGCUGACUAUAGAAAAUCUUGAAAUCGGGAAUAACCAAACGUAUUCGUGGAGAAAUGUAUUUUCCUGCAUUAAUUUAUUACGUAUACUUAACAAAUUGACGAAGUGGAAACAUAGUAGGAUUAUGAUGCUAGUCGUUUUUAAGUCGGCACCUAUAUUAAAACGUACACUAAAAGUUCGGCAUGCAAUGAUGCAAUUAUAUGUUUUAAAAUUGCUAAAAAUGCAAACGAGAUACUUAGGGCGCCAGUGGCGGAAGACUAAUAUGAAAACAAUCAGUGCAAUUUAUGCGAAAGUUAGACAUCGAUUGAACGAUGAUUGGGCUUAUGGCAAUGAUUUAGAAGCACGACCAUGGGACUUUCAAGUAGACGAGAGUGUACUACGUUCUUGCGUUGAUCGUUUUAAUAAUUUAAGAUAUACUAAUAUUCCUAAGGACAAAGAUAUGGAACCUGUUGAUACGUCAGUCACGUCGGUACUCGGUAUGAACGUGGAAUUAAGUGAUGAGUUUAAACAACAUUACGAAUUAUGGUUGCAGCAAGAAGUAUUUCAGAGAAGUAUUAAUUGGGACGAAUUGUUGGAUUCAUCGUCGUGUGAAAUUUAAAUUUUGAAUAAGUGUAAUAUAUAUAUACAUUAAAUUGAUAUUUUCGACAGUUCAUAGACCUGGAUGAAAUUUUGACAUUUUUACAAGUUACUAUCGUGAAGUGUUCAGAAAUGAAAAGAAACAAAAGACAUUGCCAUAUCGUUAUGUCAAAAAUAAAAAAAUAAAAAAACUGAAUUUUCAUUUGGUUUUUACACUUUGAACAGUGAAAGGUCCUAAUCUAACGAACGUUUAACGAAAAGACUAACGACUUUUCAGAGAUAAUUCAUAAGAAAUUGUGUCAUGUUUUUUUUGUUACAUUUGUUUGUGUGUAUUUAAUUUGUGAAAUACUUAUUGCUUCUGGCAAUAUUUUACUAUUACUAUUACUAGAGUUAUAAGUAAAUAUAAUAAUCGUCUCUUAUGUCAUUACGAUGAACUAAGAUAAAAUUUAUUCGAAUGUAUCGUUCAUACUCAACCAUCUUAGGUUUCUGUAAAUUAAUUUUUAAUAAUGUAACAAGAAAAACUACGAAUUGCAUACCAACUGAAACUUCCCGUAUUUUGUAUAAUUUUUAUAUGUACCCCCUUUUUCAUUACGACAAUGAUAAUAUUUAUCGUGAUAUAAUGGUAUUUACAAACAUAUAUGAAUGUUAACAUGUAUAUCGUAUAUUAAUUUAAUUCGAAACUGCAUUUUUUUAAAGAAAAAUUUGCUAAUUCUAUAUAAAUCAUGUACUUUUUGUUUAUUACUUAAUAUGGCAAAAAAUGCGUGUGACUUGUAUGCAUAUGAGUAGUUGGUUUCUUUAUAUAUAUAUAUAUGUAUGAUGCGUGAGUGUAUGUAUGUGUACAAGGGAGGGAGAGGGAGCUGAAUAAUUGUAUAAGUCGUACAAAAAUUUAUCAUACAAGAAUCAAUAAAGCACUUAUCCGGUGCUUUCCUAUCACGACAUUGUUUCAUUUAAAAAAUCAUAUACGUAAAACUGUAGAUUGUGCGAAUUAUAAACUGAAUAAUUCAACUUUCUCUUUAUUUAUUGUAAUGUAUUUUAAUGUAUAUUUAAAUAGUUCCAGCGCAAGAUAUCGCAUAAUUUAUGUUAUUUCUUCUAUUGUACAAAGUAUUUCAUGUGAUUGGCAUCAUGUUUAAAUCGUCAAAAGUAAAUAAAAAAAUGAUGAUCCACA